Molecule: messenger RNA, 4554 nt
Organism: Hipposideros armiger (great roundleaf bat)
Lineage: Eukaryota; Metazoa; Chordata; Mammalia; Chiroptera; Hipposideridae
Gene: LARP4
Product: La ribonucleoprotein 4
Exons: 18
Coding region: 196-2439 (747 amino acids)
Biological process (GO): positive regulation of translation
Cellular component (GO): cytoplasmic stress granule; cytosol
Molecular function (GO): mRNA 3'-UTR binding
Source: RefSeq, a predicted model, not a curated record
AGAACCGGAAACGGUUGCCGUUUCAAGGGAGGUGGGACUGGGCGGGUCAGGCCGCAGCGGCUGACGGCGGGGGAGGAGCCGGGUCCACUGCCGGGUGGAGGGGCCAGGCGAGUGUCCUUAUCCUAGCGUUUGGGGCUCGGGCCUGUACAGUUGGAGUAGCAGCGGCGAGAACGAUUGGGCCGAAAGGGGGAAGACAUGUUGCUCUUCGUGGAGCAGGUAACAUCUAAAGGAACUGGUUUAAAUCCUAAUGCCAAAGUAUGGCAAGAGAUUCCUCCUGGAAAUACUGAUGCCACUCCAGUAACUCAUGGAACUGAAAGCUCUUGGCAUGAAACAGCAGCCACAUCAGGGUCCCAUCCUGAGGGUAAUACAGAGCUUUCAGAUGAUAUGUGUAAGGAAUAUGAAGUAAUGUAUUCAUCUUGUGAAACCACAAGAAAUUCUACAGGCAUUGAAGAAUCAACUGAUGGAAUGAUUUUAGGGCCGGAAGAUCUGAGUUACCAAAUAUAUGACGUUUCUGGAGAAAGCAAUUCAGCAAUUUCUACAGAAGACCUAAAAGAAUGUCUGAAGAAACAAUUAGAAUUCUGUUUUUCACGAGAAAAUUUGUCAAAGGAUCUUUACCUGAUAUCGCAAAUGGACAGUGAUCAAUUUAUCCCAAUUUGGACUGUUGCCAACAUGGAAGAAAUAAAAAAGCUAACCACAGACCCUGAUCUAAUUCUUGAAGUGUUGAGAUCUUCUCCCAUGGUACAAGUUGAUGAGAAGGGCGAGAAAGUGAGACCAAGUCAUAAGCGUUGUAUUGUGAUUCUUAGAGAGAUUCCUGAAACAACACCAAUAGAGGAAGUGAAAGCUUUGUUCAAAAAUGAAAACUGUCCCAAGGUGAUAAGUUGUGAGUUUGCACACAAUAGCAACUGGUAUGUCACUUUCCAGUCAGACACAGAUGCACAAGAGGCUUUUAAAUACUUGAGAGAAGAAGUUAAAACAUUUCAGGGCAAGCCAAUCAUGGCAAGGAUAAAAGCCAUCAAUACAUUUUUUGCUAAGAAUGGUUAUCGAUUAAUGGACUCUAGUAUGUAUAGUCAGCCCAUUCAAACUCAAGCACAGUAUGCCUCACCAGUCUUUAUGCAGCCUGUAUAUAAUCCUCAUCAACAGUACUCAGUCUAUAGUAUUGUGCCUCAGUCUUGGUCUCCAAAUCCUGCACCUUACUUUGAAACACCACUGGCUCCUUUUCCCAAUGGUAGUUUUGUGAAUGGCUUUAAUUCACCAGGAUCUUAUAAAACAAAUGUUGCUGCUGUGAAUAUGGGUCGACCAUUCCAAAAAAAUAUGACUUUUCUCUUGCCGGAUCUUGUUCUUCCAGUUGAUUCUUUUUGGCAAGGAGACCACAUAAUAGGUGUGAAGCCUCAUUUUAGGUCAUCAGGUGGUUCAGAACACUCAACAGAGGUCUCUGUGUCAUUGGGGGAUGGACCAUUAAACAGAUCUGGUUCAAGGAACUUACCAACUGAACGGCAUAACCCUGCAGUAACAGUGCAUCAGGAGCAGAGCUACCUGCCAAAGGAGACUCCCACUUUGCAGAUUGAACAGAAUGGGGACUAUGGUAGGGGCAGGAGAACUCUUUUCAGAGGUCGAAGACGACGAGAAGAGGACAGAAUCCCAAGACCCCAUCCUUCAGCAGCUGAAGCUAAGGCUCCAACACCAAAGUUUGACUUAUUAGCCUCAAAUUUUCCUCCUUUACCUGGGAGUUCAUCAAGAACACCAGGUGAACUUGUUUUGGAGAGUAGGAUGUCUGAUGUUGUUAAAGGUGUCUACAAAGAAAAGGAUAAUGAAGAGUUGAGAGUUAGUUGUCCAGUGCCUGCAGAGGAUGAACAGACAGACCGCACCUCUGCCCAACAACUCAGUAUGAAUACUACUCCUCCAUGUACAGCUGAGCCUCCUGCAUUAAGCACAACUCAGCAAGAAAAGGAUUUACUAGAGGAUUCCACCGUUCAGAAGGAUGUUCUCAACCAGACGACUGUAUCAGUUUCUUCUCCCCCAAGCACUGCAAAGCCAUCAAGGACGAAUACUGCUUCCCCCUGUAAUAGUAACAUAAAUGCAGCUGUAACUGUGGCCCUGCAGGAACCCCGAAAGCUAAGUUAUGCUGAAGUGUGCCAGAAGCCCCCUAAAGAGCCAUCUCCAGUUCCUGUGCAGCCACUACGAGAACUUCGCUCCAAUGUAGUGUCUCCCACCAAAAAUGAAGAGAAUGGAGCUCCUGAGAAGUCCAUUGAGAAACCACAUGAGAAGCCAGAAGCAAGGGCUAGUAAGGAUUAUUCUGGCUUCCGAGGCAAUACCAUUCCUAGGGGAACAGCUGGAAAAAUCAGGGAACAGAGACGCCAGUUUGGCCAUAGGGCUAUACCUCAGGGAGUGACUCGACGUAACGGCAAAGAGCAAUAUGUGCCACCCAGAUCACCAAAGUAAAAAAACAAACAACAACAAAAAAACUAUUCAAAAACUUCUCUCUCUUCCCAUUAAACUUGAGCCGCUGUGGCAGUACCGAACUGUUUUGGAGGGGAGCGGGUAGCCAGGAAGGAAACAGGAGAAAGUCUGUCUUUAAAUCAUUAUGGAUUUUGGAGUUGUGAGCAGUAGAAUCCCAAAAUUCAUCUCUAAAGUGAUUUUAAAAUGCUGGAGGAGUCCAAUCAGUAUAAAUAUAUAUAUAUGUAUACAUAUAUAAAAAUAUAAUUUUUCUAUUUUUGUUUUUGAUUUUAAUUUGCAGAGAUCUUCUGCCUGGAAUCAAUUUUGAGGGUUCAGAUUUAGCUUGGGGGAAAAACAUAUUACACAUCCUUCAGUAUAAGAGAUGAGGGAGUGAGAGAAAAUAUUUUUUGAAGAAGCAUUUCUGUAAAAUUAGAAAUUUUUUUAAUCUAUUUAAAGUUUGGCUUGGAAAAUGCCAUCUCUGCCUAUAUGGCCUUGUGUUGCAAAGCAGAUCAGUGGCUGGGAUGCCUGUUGUGUGAGUGUGUGCACGAGUGAUCGGAGCCAAAUCUGUUGUCAUGUUAGUAAAUGAUUUGAAAAUUGAAUGUACUACGUACUUGAGUAGAUUUUUUUUCCAGUUUGAAAUGUAGUCUCUUUUUGACCUUACUGAUAUUUCAUUCAACAUGAAGCUGUUAAAACCCUGAUUGUACUUGGAGAUGACUACCAAUCAGUUUGAUACUCAAGGAAAGAAUGGGGGUUAUUAAAAAAUUGAAAAUCUGUCUUAGAUCUGAGUGGAUAGGUCAAAUGAACUUUAGAGGUGUAAACUGCUCUGUGAUUUUUUUCCCCCCUAAAAUAGGAAACAACUUUUUUGGUUACUUCAUUUGUUAGUCUCUGUUCUUUGACUACCAACCCCCAAAAGCAAAAUAACCAAACACCUAUGUAAUUGUAUGUUUCUAACUGCCUUGACCAGUCAAAUCUCAUAACUGUUCUAAAUUUCUGAAUUAAACAGUUAAGUAUUUUACUCUUCCGUUCAAGUAUUUAGAACUUCAGAUCCCAGAAUGGUAGGGCAGACUGACCCUACAGUAAUUUAUUUGUGUUAGUAUUAAAGAUGAAACAUUAAUUGACUCUCUUAAAGUGUUGAAUAGUGUAGAAGUAAAAAGAAUUUUUUAAAGGCUUAAUUUGGGGGCAGCUUUUUCUAUUUACAGUGUAUUUAUCGCCUGCCUUCCUUCCCUUUCUCAAAAAAUAAAAAAAUAAAAAAUAAAAAAAUACAGUUUGGAAUUCACAGAAACAGAACCAGCAAGAUUUUUGAGUUAAGGUGAGAAAGGAAAGAUAGUGGAAGAAAAUUAAUACAUAAUUUCUCAGUGAAUAAAGUUAUAGCUCUCAUAUUAAAUAAGCAAGUUUACAUGCUGGUAUUUAGAAAAUGGCUAAAAUGUUAAAAACCAUGUUACAUUAAUCUGUUUUAAGUCAUACCAUUUUCAGAGUUCUGUGUAAAGUGGGGUUUGUUUUCUUUUUAGGGAUAGUUUGUAAUAGUAAUAACUGUCCCUUAUAUUAAGUGAAUUACAUAUGUACAAAUUGAAACUGUAAUUUGUGAACACUGGAAAGCACCAUUGUGACAUAGAGUAAACAUCUUAGUAAUAUAUUAAAAUGAAUGUAAAUGGAAGUUAAAAUUACAUUACUGUGAAACUCAUCUUCCAACUCUUCAGUUAAGCUUUGGAGAUUUGUAUUAGUAGGUAACUGUUCAAAGCUUUGAAAACACUGCACAUUUCUGUACAAGCCAGAAUUACCAUUUCUUUGUAACUUAUUCAGCUUGGCAAUUGCUUUUGAUUUGGUGGAUUCAUAACGUGGUGUAAUAUAUUUAAGUAGUUUGGAACUAUUCAUUUCUACACACUAUUUUUUUAAAUCAUCUACUAGACGAAACAUACAAUUAAACUGCCUGUGCUAAAAAUUUGGGGGAAGUUUAGGUUCUUUUAUGAAAAAGUAUUAAUAAUCAUUGACUACAUCUAUGAUAAAAGUGCUUAUUUUGGUUUACUUAGAUAAUGCUGCAGUUGGUGGAAAUGAUAAACAUUUAAAGUGUUAACACUCUGUGAAUGCAUUGGAUUUAAGAGAAUAAACAUUUUAUAAAAAUCA